Chara braunii is the source of this 3569-nucleotide messenger RNA. The record is from the annotation of a GenBank genome assembly. Lineage: Eukaryota; Viridiplantae; Streptophyta; Charophyceae; Charales; Characeae.
CCGCAGUUCGUGACCUCAUCCGAGAGUACCACGACGUUUUCCCAUCGUCGUUCUCGUACAUCGGCAUCCCACCGAUGCGUUAUGUCGAGCACUCCAUUCAGCUUGAGCCUGACUAUCGUGUUCACCACCAGGCACCCUACAGACUCUCGAUUCCCGAGGCCACCAAACUCAAGCGUCAGCUUGAGGAGCUCCUGAGACUGGGUUUCAUUAAUCCCAGCAAAUCCCCGUGGGGUGCACCCGUCCUCUUUGCUCGCAAAGCGGAUGGAACUCUCCGUCUCUGCAUUGACUAUCGCGGUCUCAACCGCUACACGGUUAAGAACAGCUACCCCAGGCCUCGUUCCGAUGAGAUGUUCGACCGCCUAGCAGGCAACCGCUUCUUUACGAAGAUUGAUCUUCGUAGCGGUUACCAUCGGAUCCGCGUCGCUGCAGCCGACCAGCCGAAGACAGCGUUCCAAUCGCGCUUCGGCCACUACGAGUUUACGGUGAUCCCAUUCGGCCUCACCAAUGCACCCGCCACCUUCCAGAGGGCGAUGAACGACAUCUUCAGGGACAUCCUGGAGCAGUACGUUCUCGUCUACCUCGACGAUAUCCUGGUCUAUAGUCGUACCCUUGAGGAGCACCUCAAGCACCUCCGCGACGUCCUUAACCGUUCGCGCAGACAUGGCUUCUACGCCAAGCUGAGCAAGUGCCGAUUUGCCCAGCACAAAGUGGAUUUCUUAGGACACUACGUGUCUGACCAGGGUCUCCACAUGGACGACGCGAAGAUCACUGCUAUUGCGGAGUGGCCCGCCCCCACAUCCGCCAAGCAGCUUCGCAGCUUCCUAGGCCUAACCAGCUACUAUAGUAACUUCAUCCGAGGAUACGCUAGGUAUUCCUACGUCCUUACCUCCACCCUUCUCCGAAAGAACCCACCCUGGGCUUGGACACCCCUCCACGAGGACGCCUUCCGCGCCCUCAAGAAGGCGGUAACAUGCACACCGGUUCUUCACCUACCCGUUUUUGACCGCCCUUUUAUCCUUACCACUGAUGCGUCAGACUUCGCUGUAGGAGCAGUGCUUUCUCAUGUUUUCCCCUCCUCUCUUGAUUCCUUUCAUCCUCGUAUCCCUCGCUUCCCACCACCUACCCCUACCACUGCUUCCCGACUGACUCCUACUCGUCCAGCUACUGACGAGCCUUCUAUUGACUAUUCUCCUACCAUCGCCGAGGACGGCACUGUCGAGUCUCGCUCCGGUGAUUGUCCGAUAGCCUUCUACUCCCGUCAGCUCCUGCCCGCCGAGAUAAACUACACUGCUGAUGAACGUGAGGUUCUCGCAGUAGUUUAUGUCGCUCGGCACUGGCGUCACUACCUGCACGGAGCACCGUUCACGAUGCGUACAAACAACUCUGUUGUCCAGACUUUUCUGACAAAACCGAAGCUCACUCCUCGACAGGCUCGCUGGUGGCGCGACCUAUCCGAGUUUAGUUUCACCACUGAGCACAUCAAGGGUGAAACUAAUCGGGUCGCAGAUGCCUUAUCCCGACGCCCUGACCACGACCAGGAGCACAUCCAGCUCUCUUYCAUCUCGGUCACCACCGUCCACCACUCGGUGAUCGACGAGUUUUGCACUCAGUACCGCCACUGCCCCGACUAUCGCGAUAUCCACGCGACCCUUCGGAGUGGCAAGACCGUCCCGAACUACUCUCUCGGGGACAACGGUCUUGUGYACWGGCACGGUUCACAGGGCACCAGAGAGCCCCGUAUUUGCGUUCCCUCCACUGGACAGCUACGUGUCCGAGCAGUAGCAGAGUUCCAUAACCAGGCAGCUGCCAGUCAUAUGGGCUUCCACAAGACAUUGGCUCGUGUGAGCCGCCUGUACGUCUGGCCGAAGCCCAAGGACUUUGUGAAGGACUACGUCACAGAGUGUCUUACCUGUCAGGAGGUGAACAGUGCGAACCACUUGCCUUAUGGUUUGCUCCAUCCUCUUCCUAUCCCUGAGGGUCGUUGGCAGUCCAUCUCGAUGGACUUUAUCGGUCCUCUUCGUCCUCCGACCCCUCGCGGUCAUGAUGCUAUCCUGGUCGUCAUCGACCGCUUCAAGAAGCGUGCACGCUUUGUUCCGUGUCGAUAUGCCAUCAGUGCACGUGAGGUCGCCGACAUCGUGUUCGACCGAGUCGUGCGUGACCACGACUUACCUCUGAGCAUCAUAUCUAACAGUGACCCGCGCUUUACCAGCCGAUUCUGGCGACGGCUCCACGAGGUAUACGGCACUCAGCUUCGCUUCUCUUCGUCUUACCAUCCUCAGAUUCAUGGUCAGACCGAGAUCACGAACAGGAUUCUCGGAGAUAUUCUUCGAAAGAUUGUUCGUGACGACCAGCAGUGGGAUCUUCAUCUUGCCCACGCGGAGAUAGCCUACAACCACGCGGUCUCGCCAGCCACGGGGAUGUCACCUUACUAUUGCGACCUCAGCUAUCACCCUCGUGCUCCCGCUGACUUCCUUCGACCGUCCCAGAUGCACCCUGACACGAGUUGUCCCGCGCUGGAUGAUUGGGUUGCACACAUGACGUCGAUUAUGAAGACCGCACAUGAGCACAUAGCCGCUUCCCAGACUCGCAUGGCAGCACGUGUGAACCGAUCGAGAAUGGAUCAUCCAUUCAAAGUCGGUGAUGAUGUGCUUAUCGACGCCCGCCACUUACAGCUUGAAGCGRACACKCUUCGCAAGUUUCGGCGUCGCUUCUUUGGCCCAUGCCGCAUCCUCCAGGCCGUCGGUUCUGAUACGGCAUCUAGCCCGGUCAGCUUUCGUUUGAAGCUGCCCGACUACCUACGCCAGGUUCGUGUGCAUGAUGUCUACCACGUCUCAUUACUGUGUCCUUACCGCAGACCGUCUGAGCGUUUCGCUGGACGACCAUACGAGCGCCCUCCACCCAUCAUGGUGGACGGCCACGAGGAGUUCCUCGUUUCAGACAUCAUUGGUCGCCGAGUCACCGACGACAACCCUCCCCACGUCGAGUAUCUCGUACGUUGGAAGGGUUACCCUGAUGAGGAGGCUACUUGGGAGCCCCUCGAGCACUUGCAGCACGCUCGCAUGUUGGUGCGUGCCUAUGACCGUGCUCGUCGUGCUGGGUUCACUGCUCCUCCUCAGCCCAGUGACCCUCCUCCUUCUCCUUCGGCUGAGGAGACCGCUGAAGUCGAGCCUGCUCCAUCUGAGGCAGACCUUCAGCAGCAGCCGGAUGCUUCUGAGCGUCCACACGCACUCGUCGUCGUCCUGCUCGAUACGACAAUUGACUCAGACUUACCUUCCCACGUCUUCGACUUCACAGUACUCCAUCCACAUCAGGUUUGCUACUUCUGCUCGUCGACGCUGCGGCUCUUCCUCGACGACAUUCCCGACUUCUUAUCAUGGACGUCAUCGACAGCUUCUUGGACUUCAUCACGAUCAGCUCUGCCUACUUCAGACGUCGUCACUCUCUUACCACUCUACCCUGUACAGUACCCUGCUUGUGUUGCAUGAUGGUCUCCCUUUAGCCGGGUUCCUCUGAGUUGGGUUCUCCCUUGGUAUAUGCAUAGGCAUCGGGACCGUAGCGUUGCCCUGGCU